This is a messenger RNA of Panicum virgatum (switchgrass), 1164 nucleotides long. RefSeq lists its product as uncharacterized. The record is from RefSeq and is a predicted model, not a curated record. The coding region runs from base 1 to 1164 and encodes 387 amino acids. Lineage: Eukaryota; Viridiplantae; Streptophyta; Magnoliopsida; Poales; Poaceae. The transcript has 2 exons.
AUGAUCAGUAAGGCAGAUAAGUACCUGGCCGGAUGGAAGGCUGCUCUUCUCAACACCCUGGGUCGUGCAGUGCUUGCAGAUGCGGUGCUUGGCAACCUUCUCAUAUACGCAAUGGGUGCAAUCGAACUGCCAAAGGGAACCAUUGAAGCACUGGACAGCCGCCGCCGGGCCUUUGUGUGGUCCGGCCAAGAUAAGGUUAGUGGUGCUCAAUGCCUGGUCGCGUGGGAUUCGGUGUGUUUGCCAAAGGAGCUCGGUGGCCUCGGACUGAAACACCUAGCCACCCAAAACCAAUGCCUGCUCUUGAAACUUAUCCACCGUCUCCACAAUCCUGGUGCCUCGUCCUGGGCGCGCUGGGCUAGGCAGCGGAUCUGCCUCGCCACACUCGCCGGGGAACUGCAGGGGCCGCACUGGAAGUCGCUGCAAGAACUCCUGCCACUGUACAGGGCGAUCACCACUGUGGAUGUGCACAACGGGGCAUCAACCUCCUUCUGGGAAGACUGCUGGCUGCAGGACCACCCCCUAUCGGAAGCGUUCCCUGCUCUGUACAGCCAUGCCACCAAACCAGCGGCCACUGUCUCCGACGUUCUCCAGUGCGGCCUCGACCAGCACCUCCGUUCGCGACGAACACGGGCUGCUUCUACAGAACGCGCACAGCUGCUCACUCUGCUGCAACCGGUGCAGCUGACCGUCGCCGAAGAUACAAGGAUCAGCAUGUUCCAAGACACAGAUGGCCGCCUCAACACAGCACUCUUAUACAAGACGCUGAUGACACGAUGCAACCUCCUCAAGAAGACCAUCGUUACUGACGCGAUCCGUGAGCUAUGCCAUGCCGCAGAUGAGACUGUCGAGCAUCUGAUCUUCCACUGCUCGAUCGCCCACAGCCUGUGGCAAUCAGUGGGCGUCGAACAGCCCAGCCACGUCCACCGGCUGCACAAGCUCAAGCGCCCAGAUCACAUCCCGGAGCGCCAUUUCUCAGUGUUUAUCUCCCUAUGCUGCUGGAACAUAUGGAAACACAGGAACCGAGUCGUGUUUGAUAAGAUGCCCCCAUCCCUGCAACUUCUCAAGAACAAUUGCCAGGAAGACAGCAGGCUGUGGGCAUGGCGACUACCAAGAGCUGACGCUGAGCUCGCCGAGACCUGGUGCAACAUUCUGUCUCCAAUGUAA